AUGAAGACUCAACACAUCGCCCUCCCGGGUCUCCAAGCUGUAGCGGCCUCCUUUUUUGCUGCCACCGCCGAGGCAAAGGUCUAUUGCACCGACAACGAAAGCAAAGUUGUCGCCGAAGCCAACUGCGAUGGAACCCACCCAGCAAACACCUUCUUUCUCACCAUGCACGAGGGUCAAGACCUCCAAAUCGGCGACAUCGUUGCCGAGGACAAGGUCGAUUCGUCCGACCCUGCAGCUCGCCAUGACGAGGGGUACCCCGAGUCUGGCCUCGUUCAAGGCGGGUUUGGACGCAGGUCUCCUCAGCGCACCUGUGAUCCGUCAAAGGGGCACUGUGUUGUCGGCGGUGUUGGCAAGGGCUUCAAGGGCUUCGGGGGCGAAGGCGGAAACGGUGGCUAA
Messenger RNA from Colletotrichum truncatum, 396 nucleotides. RefSeq lists its product as uncharacterized. NCBI's taxonomy places the organism in Eukaryota, Fungi, Ascomycota, Sordariomycetes, Glomerellales, Glomerellaceae. The record is from RefSeq and is a predicted model, not a curated record.